AUGGCCGCGCAGGUCGCUGCGGUGCGAGCCGUGUCCCGGGCCGCGGAGGAGCCGCCCCCGCUCCCGUCAGGGGACCGGCCCGGCCGGCCCCGCGGCGGCGGGCGCCGGAGGCGGGGUCCGUCCGGUGAAGCGGCGGCCGUUAAACGGGCCCGGCUGAACCAACCGCUGCUGGCGGGGCCCGGCUCGGCGGAGCCGCUGCCCCCGGCCGCCCUGCCCGGCCUGCCCGCCGCCGGCCUCUUCACCUUCUCCCCGCUCAGCCUGCCGCCGGCCGCAGCCAUGGAGGAGCGCCGGCACCACCACCACCACCGGCAUCGCCCUGCCGCCGGCCCCGAGCCCGGCCGCUUGGCCGCUGGGCAGCCGCAAAAGGCGAGGCGGGGCAGCCCCGCGGACGGGGCAGCAGGGCGGCCCAGCAAGCGAGAAACUCCAGAUGAAAAUGGCAAAACCCAGCGAGCUGACAGUCUUAUUAUGAAGAAGAUAAAGAAAAAAAAGAAAAAGAAACAUCGGGAAGAUAUGAGGGGGAAACGCCUGAAGAUGUACAACAAAGAAGUGCAGACAGUGUGUGCUGGACUCACUCGCAUUGACAAGGAGACUCUUUCUCAAGGACAGUGUGACAACUUGGAAAUGAGCAAGGAAUCCUUCAGGUACCUGAAGGAUGAGCAGCUCUGCAGACUGAAUUUGGGUAUGCAGGAAUAUCGAAUACCCCAGGGAGUACAAACACCAUUUGUGACACACCAGGAGCAUUCUGUUCGCAGCAGCUUCUUGAAAACUGGCACUAAAUUUAGUAACUUCAUUCAUGAAGAGCAUCAGUCCAAUGGUGGUGCUCUGGUCCUUCAUGCUUACAUGGAUGAACUCUCAUUUUUGUCUCCAGUGGAGAUGGAGAGAUUUGCCGAAGAGUUUCUUGCAUUGUCAUUCAGUGAAAACGAUAAAAAUGCAGCUUACUAUGCUUUAGCCAUAGUACAUGGAGCAGCUGCUUAUUUACCAGACUUCCUGGAUUACUUUGCUUUUAACUUUCCUAACACUCCAGUGAAAAUGGAAAUUCUGGGCAAGAAGGACAUUGAAACAACAACAAUUUCAAAUUUUCACUCUCAGGUCAAUCGAACAUACUGCUGUGGAACCUACCGAGCAGGACCAAUGCGGCAGAUCAGUCUUGUUGGAGCUGUGGAUGAAGAAGUUGGAGACUACUUCCCAGAAUUCCUAGAUAUGUUAGAAGAAUCUCCAUUUCUCAGAAUGACUUUGCCCUGGGGGACUCUUUCUAGUCUCAGACUUCAGUGCAGGUCACAGAGUGAUGAUGGCCCCAUAAUGUGGGUGAGACCAGGGGAGCAGAUGAUCCCAACAGCUGAUAUGCCAAAAUCACCAUUCAAACGGCGCCGGUCAAUGAAUGAAAUAAAGAAUCUCCAGUACCUACCUCGGACCAGUGAGCCCCGGGAGGUUCUGUUUGAAGACAGAACAAGAGCUCACGCUGAUCAUGUGGGCCAAGGGUUUGACUGGCAGAGUACAGCUGCUGUUGGUGUUCUGAAGGCUGUACAGUUUGGGGAAUGGAGUGACCAGCCUCGUAUAACCAAAGAUGUGGUUUGUUUUCAUGCUGAAGAUUUCACUGAUGUUGUGCAGAGACUUCAGUUGGACCUGCAUGAACCUCCGGUGUCACAGUGUGUUCAAUGGGUGGAUGAAGCCAAACUGAACCAAAUGAGACGGGAAGGCAUUCGCUAUGCUAGAAUUCAGUUGUGUGACAAUGACAUCUACUUCAUCCCUAGAAAUGUCAUUCAUCAGUUCAAAACGGUGUCGGCAGUCUGCAGCUUAGCCUGGCACAUAAGACUUAAACAGUAUCACCCUGUGGAGGAGACUUCUCAAAACGCAGAAAGCAAUUCAAGCUUGAACAGUAGUGUUCCUGGAAAUCCAGAGGCAGAAGGUGAACCCCAAUGUGUGAGUGUAAAAACAGAGUCUGAAGAACCAGGUAUAGAAAUGCAGCUUACACCAGGGGUGCUCUCCUCCUCUCUUUCUUCGAUAUCAGGACUUGUGCAACCAGAUCAGGUGGCCCAGCCCCUUCCAGGUUUCAAAAUAGAGUCUGAUCAGCACCACAAUCCACAGGAUCAUGCAGGCUCUGCUGUGUGAUAUGUAUAUAAGCAAACAUUUUUUAACAACUUUUUAAAAUUUUGAUGUGAAGUUAUAGUUUUAUAACUGGCUUAUGUUUUAUUGGAGAAAUCUUGCCUAUAAUUCUAUAAAGAAAGGUGACAUUCCAAAAUGUCAAGCAUAUCUUUUUUACACAGAUUAUGCAAAAUUCAAGUUGUAUUUUAACCCCUUAGUACAACCUGUAACAGUGGUCUACCACUUCUUUCUGUUUAAGUAAAGAGAUAUUUAAUAUCUUCUCAAAGUCAGAAUGAAAUUCCUCCAGGAACAUAACACUGACCAAUGUAGUUUAAUCGGUUGAUUUCCCUACUUUUACUUUAGCUCUGAUCUUCACCAGAAAGAGAGGUUUUUGUAGAAGAUUUGCAAAAUGACUUUCCCAUUUCAUUUUAAUUGCUUAAAAAAAAACCCCAACAACAAAAGAAAAAGGAAAAAAAAGCACAGCACUUUUGAUGAUUUGUGAAACUUUUGGUAUCUGUUCUUGACAUGUUGGUUUAUAUACGAGUUGGGUUUAUAUAUACAAGCUAUAGAAACUGAUCUCUUAUUUCUUACAGUAAAAUUAACUGAAGCAAGUGUCUGAUCCUGUUGAAAUGCAAUGACUUACUGACCUAACACUUCUCAUAGCACUGCUUAUGUUGUUUGGUGUGAGGGUUUCGCUUCCAAAAUCCAUCUUCCCUGAACAUGAUUAAUACUAGUGUCAAAAUUAAAAGAACUUAUUGGUAGUCUUGUGGAGGAAACUGCUAUCUUCGAGCACUUUAAGGCUUUCAAAUACUAACCAACUUGGCAGCUUGUUUUGGUCAGGUCGUAAUGUGUCCAAUGAAACCACACUUCCCCUUGUACUGAUGCACUUAAUAGCGUUGAGUUGGUGACUGACUUACACAGUGCGGCUGUCCAUACGCCAGGAAAUUCUGUAUUACUCUUUCACAAUAAAAAGUCUUGUGGCAUUGAACUGCUUUUUCCAUGAGUAGCUUCUGGGUGCCCAGGUACUGUGGAAAAAUCAGUGGCACAUGCUAAAUGUGUAGAGUGUCAGCUAGCAA
This is a messenger RNA of Melopsittacus undulatus (budgerigar), 3158 nucleotides long. It is a transcript of the gene RSBN1, whose product is annotated as round spermatid basic protein 1. The coding region runs from base 1 to 2109 and encodes 702 amino acids. Gene Ontology annotation, cellular component: nucleus. The transcript has 7 exons. NCBI's taxonomy places the organism in Eukaryota, Metazoa, Chordata, Aves, Psittaciformes, Psittaculidae. The record is from RefSeq and is a predicted model, not a curated record.